Salvia splendens (bonfire salvia) is the source of this 3264-nucleotide messenger RNA. RefSeq names its product DNA ligase 1-like. The transcript has 5 exons. Lineage: Eukaryota; Viridiplantae; Streptophyta; Magnoliopsida; Lamiales; Lamiaceae. The record is from RefSeq and is a predicted model, not a curated record. Bases 1178 to 2749 code for a protein of 523 amino acids.
CUCUCUCUAAAAAUCAUACGUAUAUAUCCAAAUAAUAAAUGAGUACAUCAUUUUAAUAACUCUCCAUGUUCUCUCCCCCCUUCUCAAUUCUCUCACAGAGGAAACUAGCUUGCAUAACCAUAUACACACGCCCCUUCCAUGUGCUCCGUAUAUCUGGAGAUGAAGGUGAACUGUUAGCCUGAUUGAUUGAGAUUGGGAAAUAUUGUGAAAGAAGGAAAGCUGAGAUCUUGUGGCAUUUCUGCAAAUGCUCUUCGUUUUCUAGUGGGAAUCAAAUUGAACUCGACUUGAAUAUUGAGAAUUGAUUCUCCUCUUGAUCAAGUGAACUCAAACGCGCUCUUUGCUCAUUUGGAAAUUUGGGGUUUUUGGGAUUGGGUAUUGGUUUGCCGAAGCCUGAGUUUUUCUAGGGUUUUCGAUUUGAUCAGAUUGCUUCGAGCUGAAUUCUGGCUGGAAUAGGGAUUUGAAUUCGCAUAUUCUGGAUAUUUGUGCUGGAUUCUGGCUGGAACAGCUCACUCUGGAGAUUGGGAGUUUGAUUUGAUUGUAUAGACGUCAAGAAUUAAUUUUCAGUGUGAUAUUUCUUCCAAGGGGCUAUGGAGGCAGAUUGUUUUCACAGAUAGAGUAACCCUCAUUGAAAUUGGUACUAAGAUUUCGAGAUUUAUUUGGGAUCGAAUUUUGGAUUUUGACUUAAAGGUUGACGAGGUGAAGGCCAUGAUCAUCAGCUUCCAUUUACUUAGUAAGCUGCCAUAACUUGAUCUUUUAGCUGAUUGCCUUCCAUUUUUCUCAGAAACAAGCUAAGUCAAAAGUGUUAAGUUUAUGGUGGAUUAGCAAGAAUUUUGCCAACUAAUUUGCUGCUGCUCCUGCGUUGGCUGUGAUUUUGGUUAUAUAUAGUUUUCAGUCAUUUUCUGUUCGUCGCUUAGAGGCGUUUGUGUUGAAGCUCAAGGGUAAUCUGCGCGGGUUUGAGCUUGAUCUUGAUUAUCAUUGUUUGGUGGUUGGAUCAGUUGAAAGAGAAGUCAUAUGGAAGGUCUCUAAUCUAGAAAUCAAUGUGUGGGGGACAUGGUUAAUGGACAGAAAUUUAAACGCGGGUCUGUUCCCAUAUUGGAACUCAACUACACGUGGGAAGUAAUUCAAGACUAUAAUUUUCUUAGCUGUAGCUAUUUUGUUUGUUGCGGGAAGGCGUCCAAUGUCUCGCUGCUUUCCAUUUCCUCCACCGGGAUAUGAAAGAAAGCAUCUACCAGAAGACGUGGUUCUGCUUAAAGAGGCUAAACCCAAAGAGUACAAAGAGAAAAAGGAGAAAAAAGAUGAGAGGAAGAAAGACAAGGAAAAGAAGGAGAAGGAUGGAAAGGAAAAAUACAGAGACAAGAAAGACCGCAAAGGGAAGCACAAGGACAAAAAAGAAAAACACAGGGAUAAGAAAAGGGAGAAAGAUGACCGGGGAAAGGAUAAAGAUAAAAGUAGUGUCUCGGAAGAAUCAACUGUUUCUAGGAAGCUUGAGGAAAGAAGUGGAGAGAACCUCCAACCUGAAGGGAACAACAAACAUAGCCGUUUUGAGGAUGAAGGGAAAUGUUCCCCCUUAUUGCAGGGUCAAAAUGGAAAGAAGCCUUCACAGAGCAUCUUGCCUUCCCAAGCAAUCAAUGGAGCAAGAUCAGUACAGGAACUGAACAGGUGGAUCCAAGAUGAGGAGAAGGGUGGAGGGAGCCAGUUUCUUCAGAGAGUUGCCAAUGUGGGCAUAAGGGAUCAAGGGGCAGCACCUAGGAAUAACGAUGGAGAUAAGAGCUUCCAUGUUAAGAAAGUUGAGUUGCAAGGAUGCAAUGGCGUGUUUACUGGAAAGGCGACAGUCCUAAACCUCGGAGUUGGCAAAAGUAAAAAUGAAGGGAUUCCUAGACCACUGGAAGUACAAAAUGACUCAAGGUUGGAGGAGAAAGAGAAGUACAAGGAAGCAUGGGGUAAUAAUAAGCAGGGAGACAAACAGAAAGACAGGGAUAAGAAAAGCCAUAGAAAGGAUAAACACAAGGAGAAGGAGAAGGAGAAGAAAAAGGAGGUGGCUAAUGCAAACAUAGAAAGCAAGAAAAGCGAAUCCCAAAAUUCAGGAAAAAAAUAUCUUGUUGAUGCUACUUUUAGUAAAAAUGAAAAUUUGCACGAGGAUGUUGUCGGUGCUGCUACUAAUGAAGCGAGUAUCAAGAAGCGGAAAGACAUGGACACUAAUGGUUUUCUUCAUGAUGGUGAAAUUAGGCCUAAUAAAGUUCAAAGGCUUUCCCCAACAGAGAAUGGAAGAAUAUCCACUAAAUUCUCUUCUUUUAUGCAUAAUAUUCCAAACAAAGUUUGGUCGGAUCACGGUGGCCAGUUGAACAAUGGUAUAAAUGAAGCCAAGAAACCAUCUCCAUCUAAAGCUAAUCAUCCUUCUGGUGUUAACAAGCUCAACCAUCAAAUUUUUGUACCUCCAAAGACGCCAGAUCCUGCUCCUAGCAAUGUAAACGAGCCUCCCAAAAUGCAUAAGAUGAAGGACCAUGCUGCUGAAGCAUCAAGGAGGCCUCCACAUCCCGAUUCCAAGUAUCUAAGUCGGAUCUUAGCAGUUCCCACAGUGGGAGACUGGUCCGAGGAAGAUGGCCAAGAAUGGUUAUUAAGCAAAAAUGGUCAUCCAAAUAAGCCCAAGUUAGAACCAGCUGGGGUCAAGGAGGAGCUGCAAGUAUGGUCUGAAGCUGUACAUAUCAAAUCAGCUGAUGUUUGUGCUCUGCCAUAUGUGAUUCCUUAUUGAUUCUCACUCGUUAACUGCUGGUUGAAGAGAGCCAGUCAUUGCCAGAGUUAUCCUCGGCAUCUGCCUCUUGAUAUGGCCGGGUACAAGGCAUCGAUGUUGUGCUGCCCCACCGGUCUCGCAUGUCAUGGAGAGAUACAAUAAUCGACCUGUAUAUUUUUGUAGCAUAGGUGGCUUGGCGCUCCUCCUGUCCAUUCUAAUUUAAGUAGUGCAGUUCUAGUUUCAUGUAUCCACAAUUUUGAUGUGCAACAUACAAAGUGGUGGUGGGCAGCGACGGAGCCCGCAUAGGCCAAGUCGCUGCCUGCAGGAGCUUGGCCAUUGCCGAACCACAGGGUCAGGAGUGGAGCUAGGUGGGUCGGGCAGAGAAUAAAUGGAGCAAACAUUGAGCUUUUGAGAGUCUAAACCAUUUUGUAUGGAUGAAAGUAGAAAGAGAAACAAUAAAUAACAACUUUAACUUUUUAUGUAUUAUGAAUUAGUAAUUUUUUAACUUAAUGGAAAGUAAUGUGUUUUUUGGGUAA